AUGUCCCUGCCUUGGCUCCUCCGCUUCCCCCAGCGGCCGGGCCUGACUCGCCCCCCUUGCCUUGCAGAGGACGCCGCCGGCCGCUACAUCUCCCCUUUCCACGAUAUCCCCAUCUACGCGGAUGCCGGCAAGAAUGUGUUCAACAUGGUUGUGGAAGUACCUCGAUGGACAAAUGCUAAAAUGGAGAUUGCAACAAAGGAUCCCUUAAACCCAAUUAAGCAAGAUGUUAAGAAAGGAAAACUGCGCUACGUAGCUAACGUGUUUCCCCAUAAGGGUUAUAUCUGGAAUUACGGUGCUAUCCCACAGACUUGGGAAGACCCAGGUCACAAAGAUGGAAAUACUGGCUGCUGUGGAGAUAACGAUCCAAUUGAUGUGUGUGAAAUUGGAAGCAAGGUCUGCUCUCGAGGGGAAGUCAUCAAAGUGAAGGUGCUGGGCAUGCUGGCACUGAUUGAUGAGGGAGAGACAGACUGGAAGAUAAUUGCUAUCAACGUUGAAGACCCUGAAGCAGGCAACUAUAAUGAUAUCAAUGACGUCAGAAGGAUGAAACCUGGAUACUUAGAAGCUACAGUGGACUGGUUCAGAAGAUACAAAGUACCUGAUGGAAAGCCAGAAAACCAGUUUGCUUUCAAUGGCGAAUUUAAAGACAAGGAUUUUGCAGUGAACAUCAUCAAAAGCACUCAUGAACACUGGAAAGCUUUAAUAGCGAAGAAAACUGACGGAGGGGAGAUCAACUGCAUGAAUCUGACGGUGUCUGACAGCCCUUUCUGCUGUAGUCAAGAGUGUGCAAAAGCUACUGUGGAUGCAGCACCGCCGUGUAAAGCUGCCAACCCGAUCCCACCCGAAGGCGAUUAA
Messenger RNA from Aptenodytes forsteri (emperor penguin), 852 nucleotides. RefSeq names its product pyrophosphatase (inorganic) 1 (gene PPA1). Gene Ontology annotation, cellular component: extracellular exosome; cytoplasm. NCBI's taxonomy places the organism in Eukaryota, Metazoa, Chordata, Aves, Sphenisciformes, Spheniscidae. Gene Ontology annotation, biological process: phosphate-containing compound metabolic process. The record is from RefSeq and is a predicted model, not a curated record. The transcript has 11 exons. Bases 1 to 852 code for a protein of 283 amino acids. Gene Ontology annotation, molecular function: inorganic diphosphate phosphatase activity; magnesium ion binding.